Messenger RNA from Notolabrus celidotus (New Zealand spotty), 1293 nucleotides. RefSeq names its product Aly/REF export factor (gene alyref). Gene Ontology annotation, cellular component: nucleus. The transcript has 6 exons. Gene Ontology annotation, molecular function: mRNA binding. Bases 153 to 1007 code for a protein of 284 amino acids. Gene Ontology annotation, biological process: mRNA export from nucleus. The record is from RefSeq and is a predicted model, not a curated record. Lineage: Eukaryota; Metazoa; Chordata; Actinopteri; Labriformes; Labridae.
CAGAUGGUCUAUAUUCAGCGGACGCGGCUCAUUGUGUUUUCUCGCUGGAGACCGUCGAGCUGUGAAAGGGCAAGAAGAGGGACCAUCUGAGGCUAGGGUGUAAUUUUUUUAUACUUUCUGUAAAGUUUAGCAUCACUGAGUGAGGCAGCAUAAUGUCCGAUAAGAUGGAUAUGUCUUUAGACGACAUUAUCAAGCAGAACAGGCUGCAGAGAGGCGGGAGCCGCGGUGGUGGAAGAGGCCGAGGCCGCGGAGGCUCAGGCGGCGGCCGAGGUGGCAGUGCGGGGCGGCUCGGAGGAGGCGGCGGCGGUGGAGGCAGCUUUGGAGGCCGAGGCGGCGGAUCCGGCCCCAUGAGGAGCCGACAGACCACGAACCGCGCUAGAGGCAGACCAACACCAUACAGCAGGCCUAAACAGCUUCCCGAUAAGUGGCAGCAUGACAUGUUUGACAACGGCUUCAGCGGCUUCAAUGGCGCUGCUGGGGGCGGCGGAGGAGCUGGCGUGGAAACUGGAGGGAAGCUCCUCGUGUCCAAUCUCGACUUUGGCGUCUCGGAUGCAGACAUCCAGGAACUCUUCGCUGAGUUUGGGACCCUUAAGAAGGCCGCAGUCCACUAUGACAGAUCGGGGAGAAGCCUUGGAACAGCAGACGUCCACUUUGAGAGGAGGGCAGAUGCUUUGAAGGCCAUGAAACAGUACAAUGGCAUCCCACUCGAUGGGCGACCAAUGAACAUCCAGCUCGUCACAUCACAAAUCGACACACAGAGGCGACCCAUGCAGGGACCGUUGAUGUUUAGCCUGAGCAGAGGUGGCGGAGGAGGAAUGACCAGAGGUCGUGGCGGUGGAGGCGGCGGCUAUGGAGGCAUGCAGAGAGGAGGCCGCGGAGGACGAGGUGCAGGCGGUGCCAGAGGAAGGGGUCGAGGGGGCCGAGGCGGCAACACUAAGCAACCGCUGUCAGCAGAAGAACUCGACGCCCAGUUAGACGCUUACAACGCCAGAAUGGACACCAGCUAAGAAACGACACUCCUCCCGGUUGUUGUCCCCUUCACGUCUGCACAGAAGGGCGGUUGUUACAAAUGUGCAGAAUGUUUUACACUUGGUUGUCUUCUGAUGUGAUUGACUUUAUUGUUCCAACCUCUUCUUUUAAAUGCUCCGACGUGUUUUUUACCAGAUUUUUUUUUUUUCUCACGAAAAAGGUUUUGGCUGUAGGUUAUUGUAAAAUUGGGAUUUCCCCCAAUUCUCUCCUCUACCCUGUAGUUUAUGGAACUUGUAAUAAAACCUGCAGUACAUAUUAACCUAA